AUGGCACCGUCUGGGCAACCUUCCUCUAAUGGAACUGGUACCGAGCCGUUCCCAAGUCUCGACAAUACAUCAACCGGCAUCAAUACAACAACUCAGCCUCCUGUCGAAAACCGUCCAGCAGCAUCUUCAUCUUUGAGCGGUCGCCUUCGCAGAGUUUCUCAAAGCUUUGAAGUUUCCGACCCCCCCGGAGGGUUUAUGGCUGCCACAGGAACCAUCGCAUCAUCUAUAUUCUCAGGACAGACCGUGGCGCGUAGACCGUCGGAAACCUCGAUACCGAUGCAAACAGGCCGCGCCCUUGGGGAUUCGUCCAGACAGAGCACAUUUCCUGUCGUCAACGAAGAAGCUCCCGAAGAGAAGGCCAGCGCGAGCGUUGUUUCUCCGAGGCGAAACCUCACUGGAGAGCCCACUGAAGCCGCCCCUUUUAACAAUGGAUAUCACUUUCCGCCCAAGCAUUCAACCGGACAAUCUACCAAGCUCGGACUGAUUGCCUCCUGGAACUAUGUCAGAACGCCUACAGGCUUUCUCGUUACGCUCUAUGGCCUUAAUGUUGUCGCCUGGGGAGGCAUGCUCUUCUUGCUGCUUUGCAAUGCCUCACCAGCGAUGUGCGUUCCGACUUGUAACGACAUCAACUCGCCCAGACGGAAGUGGAUUGAAUGGGAUUCUCAAAUCUUGAAUGCUCUCUUCUGUGUUACUGGCUUUGGGCUUGCGCCCUGGCGCUUCCGUGAUCUUUAUUACCUCCUCCAGUAUCGACUACAGAAGAAGGAAGUCGCUCUUCGACGCUUGGCAGGUAUCCAUCGAGGAUGGUUUCGCCUUCCGGGGUCUGACCAACUCGACCCUCAGACAGGCCCCCAUAACAUCUCGUCAACACCCGAACUUAGCUCAUCGCUUGCGUGCCCAUUUCCCGAAGACAAGAUUCCCGACGCUCCCUUGACUGGAGUACGCGCCCCGCCAACACCUAUCAAGAAAUUGGAUAUCGUCAUAUGGUUGAUGGUAUGGAACACGUUUUUGCAAUGUGUUUUGUCCGCUUUCAUGUGGGGGUUGAACCGGUACGAUCGUCCUAGCUGGUCCACCGGUCUAUUUGUUGCACUCGCCUGUAUCGUCGCUGCCAUCGGAGGCAUCGUCAUGUUCAUUGAAGGAAAGAAGGUCAAGGGUAUUGAAGGUGUCCCUAUCAGCGAUGAAGAUCGGAAACUUUUGCAACAAGACCGAGAACGUGGCGUGUGGCAUUUCAACAACAUCAAGGACAAGGACCUGGCUGCUGAGGAAGAAAAGAAGAACAAAAAGGCAAAGAAGUGA
Molecule: messenger RNA, 1293 nt
Organism: Fusarium sp. VM40
Lineage: Eukaryota; Fungi; Ascomycota; Sordariomycetes; Hypocreales; Nectriaceae
Source: the annotation of a GenBank genome assembly